AUGCCUGGCUUAUGCUAUGGGCGAGUAUCUAAUUAUUGCUGUUACUGUGGUUGUCAUCAUGCUGAUGGUGUCCUGCAAUCUUAUUCUAGGGAUAACGUAUCCAUCCUCAGCUCCCAGCCAGAGGGCAGCCUGCAGUCCUGGUUGAGCUGUACUCUGUCCAUGGCCACGGAUACUAUGAGGACUCCUUCUCGACAGUCAGUCACCAGCAGCCGCAUCCUCAGCCCCAGGAUAAAUGAGGAGGCUGGGGACGCUGAGAGGACCCAGUCGGCACUGAGCAGAGCCUGGUCCGCAGAUGUCCGCAGCAAGACCUCAGGAGACAAGCCUGUUUCUCCCCACUUCCUCCGCCGGCAAAAGUACUGUCAUUUUGGGGACGGCGAAGGGCUUGCUGUCCAGGGAAAGUCCACAGAGAGAUUAGAAGCUGCGUCAUCUCCCCUGGCUUCUCGGAGUACAAAUACAUCCCCGCUGUCGAGGGAAAAGCUGCCCAGUCCUUCAGCGGCCCUCUCGGAGUUCGUGGAAGGGCUCCGGAGGAAGAGAGCCCAGAGAGGCCAGGGGUCCACGCUGGGCCUGGAGGACUGGCCCACUCUCCCCAUUUACCAGACGACUGGGGCUUCCACACUAAGGAGGGGCAGGGCUGGCAGUGACGAGGGAAACCUCUCGUUGAGGGUUGGGGCAAAGUCACCCCUGGAAAUCGAAGGGGCCGCUGGUGGUCUCUUGAGGUCCACCAGCCUCAAAUGCAUCUCUUCAGAUGGUGUUGGGGGCACGACCCUACUCCCCGAGAAGGCGAAGACCCGAUUCAGUUCCUGCGAGUCCCUCUUAGAAUCCAGACCGAGCAUGGGGAGAAAACUGAGCUCCCCGACCACACCCAGGGACAUACUGUUGUCACCCACACUGCGUCCUCGGAGGCGGUGUCUGGAGUCCUCUGUGGACGAUGCGGGUUGUCCAGACCUUGGAAAGGAGCCGCUCGUUUUCCAGAACCGCCAGUUCGCCCACCUGAUGGAGGAACCCCUAGGCAGUGACCCCUUCAGCUGGAAACUCCCAAGCCUCGACUAUGAACGCAAGACCAAAGUGGACUUCGAUGACUUCCUCCCAGCUAUCCGGAAGCCCCAGACGCCUACAUCCUUGGCUGGCAGAGCAGCCAAAGGUGGACAAGACGGUUCACAGCGUUCAAGCGUCCACUUUGAGACGGAAGAGGCUGACCGUUCCUUUCUCUCGGGGAUCAAGACCAUUUUGAAAAAGAGCCCGGAGCCCAAGGAGGAUCUUGCUCACCUGUCCGACUCAUCCUCAUCCUCCAGCUCCAUCGUGUCCUUCAAAAGUGCUGACAGCAUCAAAAGUCGACCAGGAAUCCAACGACUUGCGGGUGACGGUGGUGAGGGAACGUCCCCCGAGCACAGAGAGCCAGGGGCGGGGAGGAAAGACGACGAUGUUACAAGCAUAAUGAAAAAAUAUCUCCAGAAGUAGGCACCAGUUCAGCCUCCUUGAAGCUGCCCUUGAAGACUUCCCGACUCUACAAUAACUUGGAGACAGAGAGACUGGCCAGGCCUCCGCAGUGGCCAAAGCCAGCCAGCAUGGCCACCCUCAAGAGACAAGACGGGCCCACAAAGGCAAAUCCUGCGGGGAUGCUGGGCUCCCAGUGUGGUUGGCCUGAACAAAAUAAAGUGUUGACUCCUGG
Molecule: messenger RNA, 1669 nt
Organism: Chlorocebus sabaeus (green monkey)
Lineage: Eukaryota; Metazoa; Chordata; Mammalia; Primates; Cercopithecidae
Source: RefSeq, a predicted model, not a curated record